ACGCACUGUGCAACUGGCUGUCAAGUCACUCGGUGCACGAGCUCAAAGACCUGGCUCAAGAGCUGCACGGUUGCUCUCCACGUAAUAAACAAGCUGUUUGUUUUCUUCACAUAGCUUAGGCCUACAAACGUAGCAAAGAAAUUGCUGAAAUUCAGUUUAUUGCCUGUAUUCAGUAUUGAAUCAAAGGUGACGUGUCAAAAAAUCGUUCAUGCAAAGCAUUUGGUGUCUUAUUCCUCGUAUUUUCCGUGACAGUUGUGCAAGAACAAAGAGUUCCAAAUCUGUGUAUGUCGAAUUUCGAACUUCCUUGAAGCCGCUUAAUUUGUUUUCUGAAGAAAAUAGUUCCAACGUCAUAAAGGAGAAAUGGCAUCCAAACUUCGUCGCCCGCCCCUUUUCAGCUACAGUGAUGGCAGCGUUUGUUUGAGUUCUUACCCUCAGUACACUGCCUGCAAGAACAAGCAGCCAUAUCCAAUGGAGUGUGGCGUGUCUGCAACCUACCCGUCCACAAAUGGAGGAGCUCCUAAUGGUAUAAUGACAGAUGUUCGAAGUGAACGAAGCCCAGCAAAAUCUGGUUUGCACGUGAACUUUAGCGAGAAGGGUGAAGUGAAAGAAAGAAGGGAGAAGUUCCUGACAGCAAAAUAUGGAAGUCAUCAGAUGAGUUUAAUUCGCAAGAGGCUAGCAGUGGAAAUGUGGUUGUACGAUGAACUCCAGAAGUUGUAUGAGCCUUCGGAGAACUCGAAAACUCGAGAGGUUGAAGUAGACAUCGAUGAAUUGCUGGAUAUGGACAACGAUGAUCAGAGGAGGCGACAUCUGCAGGAGCUCCUGGCAGAUGCCAAGAAGUCACAGCAUGAUGUUAAGAAAUUCGUAGAAGAUCUGUUAGAGAGAGCUAAGACUCUUUGAAGGAUGCUGCCUGGUGCCAUCUCUAAGGAGAAAAUGGGAUCACUUCCCGGAGGAAAAAGGGUGGUGCUGAUGCCAACCUAAUUCAUCCAUCCACCCGGAGAAGUCCAUAUGAUGCUCCAAGAACCAAUGGAAUCUGCAUUAUGUAUGGUUAGCUAGGUCAUGAAAUGACUGUUGUCAUUCAUGCAUUCAUUCAUCAGUGAUUCAUCAGCAAUUUACUUCUUUAUUAUGAAGCUUCUGUGUAUGUUGUCCACAAAGGAAUCAAGGAAAUAAAUAUUGAUAUGUUUCUGACUGUAGGAUAAAAAUGCAAUUGUUCACUGAUGGUGUUUUUGUCAGAAAGUGUUUUCCAUUUAUUUUAUGCUUUGGAACAUGGACAGUAUAUUGUGAAACUUUAAAUUUGUAGUAGGCAUAAUGUCAGUAAAACCGAUAUUCAGAGCAUGUAACAUUAAUUCAGGGUUGAGAAUGGAAUAAGAGAAUGAAAGCUCAACACAUCUACGAAGAAACUUUCAUAUACUGUCAUGAGAGGAAAAAUUGAGAUAACAUGAAUAAUAUCUUCAUCUUUAUGUCCACAUUCUGUUGCUGAACACCAAAUUAAGAUAAGAGAGAAGAUUAGUGUUUUUGCUGCCGCCAUCAUCAUCAUCAUUAUCAGCAUCAGUGUUUCUACUAGUGAGUGGAUGUAGUAUGUUGUGUGGUGUGGGUAAUGUGACAUGUUCCAUUAGCUAGUCUUGAAUCACCAAGCUAUAGAAUUGUUUUAUAUGUAUUUUUUAUAUGUUUAGGCAUUGUUAACAUGAUUACAUCUCAGUAACAUUAUAUCAAGGGCUGUCCACUUUCAAGAAAAACAAUACAUCUGAAAUUACAAUGCUUAUACUUUUUGAUACAAUAUUUAAAUUUUAAUGAAGUAUUUCAGUUUGGAAAAUUGUAGCUUUCAGGAAGCUGUGCAGUAGUUUCUACCUUUGGAAACUUGAAAUAAAUAUUCAUAGCAAGAUUUUAAUAUCCAAG
Molecule: messenger RNA, 1893 nt
Organism: Cryptotermes secundus
Lineage: Eukaryota; Metazoa; Arthropoda; Insecta; Blattodea; Kalotermitidae
Product: protein phosphatase 1 regulatory subunit 14C
Exons: 5
Coding region: 361-897 (178 amino acids)
Biological process (GO): regulation of phosphorylation
Cellular component (GO): cytoplasm
Molecular function (GO): protein serine/threonine phosphatase inhibitor activity
Source: RefSeq, a predicted model, not a curated record